Messenger RNA from Amoebophrya sp. A120, 2673 nucleotides. Lineage: Eukaryota; Dinophyceae; Syndiniales; Amoebophryaceae. The record is from the annotation of a GenBank genome assembly.
AGGACCCAAAGCUGUGCAAUUAUCAUCCUUAUUUUCAAAGUGAGUAGAUCAUUUACAAUGUGUACAUUGAUUAUUAUUUAUCCGAGCGUAGAAGUAGGUGCUCUACACUAGUACUUACUUUUAACAUUUUCCGACAUUCCUGCCACGGCACCCCUGAGGCAGCCAGGGUGUCGCUAUUGCAAUCUAUUUGUCGGGUCCGGAUGAAUUGAAGCUGCAGAUAUUAUAAUAUGCGAUAAAUAAUAAAUCAGUUCUUCGCUAUGUUAGAGUAUCUCUUCGGCAGCUCCGAGGCUCUGGAUGAAGCCGCCGAAAGGGCCGCUGUCCAGGAGCAAAAUAUCCGCUACAGCUACGGCGCACAGAUACCCACCGCCCCAAACUCUGCCACGAGUUCCAGCCGAAAACAUGGAAGUGGGGGUGGCAAAUCCCGACGAGGAUCGACGACUGCAGGAACAUCACAGGUGGGUAGAAAUAGUGGCAGCGCCAUGCUGAGCAUGCAGCUCGAUCCGAAUCUUUCUCCCGAGGAACGGAACAAGCAGCAGUUUCUGCACUUCCUCUGCCGGUUCCCACUGGACGCAGUGACGCAACUUCGACAGGCGUUGAAGGAGGAGCUGAAAUCGCGGUCCAGCGAUAUCAUGGUCACGCCAAACAGCACGAAGUCAACGUCGAAUUACGGAAAUGGCGGCACAACUUCUUCUGCUGGCGCUGCGAACAGUACUGGCUCCUACGACUACCAACCCUCCAGUAGACAAAGCGGGGCGAUGCUGCGGGGAGAGCGAAACAGCUCCACAUCUGGAGCGAUGUUGAAUUUCUCCGCGACAACCGCCGGCGUUCUCAACGGGUACCACGACCCGAGUGCGGCGGACACCUCGGCGUUUAUGCACACAGCGUUUAACGACAGCGAAAAUCUGUUGAAAAAAUCCACCGCGGUGACCGACGUGGGACAGCAAGUGGAAAAGUUGAAAUUGGAAGAACUUGUGAAGUGCUUUUUCCCCCAGUCGGAAUUCGCUGCGUUUCUCGGCUCCGCGUUCGUCCGCGACCCGAAUUUCCUCGACUUGCACUUCCGCAAACUCCCCGAAGUGAACGUGGAAGCGCUGAAACAGCUGAUCGCAAAUUAUUUCGAUUUGAUCAACUGCGACGUGAAAAUCCCGAUGGUGAUAGAUUUUUUGCAACUCUUCGUCUUGGACGUGAGGGACCGGCCGGAACUGUUGCUGAAAAACCUGAGAUCGGUGAUCAACUUCGAAUUUUUGACCAUUUUUCACGCCGCGGGCCCUGUCUUACAAAAAGUUUUCCAGCAAUACGGAGGUAAUAGUCCAAGGAGGGACUACAUCACAGACUCCGUGUACAAAAUCACCCAGUACCCGGAGAUCCACUCGCCCUUAACUGCCAAACUCACCGUCGAACCGUUUGACGUCACGCAGAGCUUCGCGAAAUUCAAAUCGUUAUUGAAGCCCAUGUCGACAGUUGCAGUCCGGCAGGUAUUGAAGCAGGCGAAGAUUCUGAAAACGACGACGAAUUCCCACAGUUACUCCGCAGAGGAGGAAGAAAUGUUGUUCAACGGAUACGAUGCGGGGCAAGAAACGGUCAUUUUAGACCUUUCCGCCUUCCACUCCCCCUCCGGUGAGCCGCUCGGCGAGUACGCGAUGGCAGCGGUCCCCAGCUACAACGCGAGCAUUGCCGCUGGCGAGCACGCGGUCUUGAUCACGAAAAACAAGCAAAGCGCGGCAUAUAACAACGGCGGCCAUUUAGUCCAAACUAGUCCUUCUCUGCCCGGCCGGACGACGUCGAUGGACGAGUUUUUAGAAGUUGAGUCGGACGAUGACUCCAUGGAUUUGAACCGGAAAACCUUCCCGGAGAUCUUCCUGAAAAUCCGGAGGCCCGAAGUUUACCAGAAAUUGGAGGCGGAACGGAAAGUUUUGUACCAAGUCACGGAGGAAUUGCCGGGGGCGAGGUCGUAUUUAUUGCAGAGUUACGUGGACAAAACGUUGUAUGAGUGCGAUUUUGAGCAGGAACAAAUGUACUUGGAGCUCGGGUACGAGAAAUACAACGGGAAGGGAAAGCAGAAAAACAUCGUGGUGCCGCGGGUUUUGGCCAGGCCGCAGGGGGUGAAUGGGAAGAACGGGAACAAUUUGGCGAUAAAUAGCGGGUACUCGUCGAUGAACGGGAACGGGAAUAGUGGUACGAAUGUACCGGGGCAGCUGUCUGCUGCGCCGGGAGACCCAGGUAUUGUUUGAUGUGUUUAUGAUAGCAUUAGCGUUUCGGUUUCGAAUUGCAUUUCAGGCCCAUGGAAUUGCAGUUGGACUCUCACAUCACAAGUUACGUGCGGUGGCAGCUACUACAGCUACAGCACAUGGCUUCGUUCUAACUUCUAAAGCAUUUCCAAAUCAUUGCUUCCCCCGCUCAGGUAUUCUCAUCCUCGAGAUGGCUCCUGGCCGCCCAUUCGACCGUCUUCUCGCGGAGCAGCAAGCUUUGCAGGAAAAGAACACGCCAAUCAUCGACUGGCACAGCGCGGUGGACAGUUACCUGGAUGCGUUUGAGGUCUGGCUGUCCGUCGCGUUGGAGAAGCAGCACCGGCACACCUUUUUCCACGGCGACCCGCAUCUCGGAAACUUGUUCUGGUGCGACAAGAGCAAAAGGUAUAAAUUAAAGCGGAUGAUUUGGGUUUGUCAUUGUCUAUGA